GGCAGGAGAGUAGUCCUGGACCAGAUGGAUUCCCCAAUAACCCAUGGACCUAGUCAACCGCUGAGUUUCAGUUGAUUCCAAUUUCAAAAUGAUUACCUUCGCCUUCUAUAACUGAAUUCAUUCUCUUGCCCCAGCCGAUUAAAAUGAUCGUUACAUUUAUCGCAUCUUGUCAACACGGAGUUCCUCUCACAAACUCAGACUCUGAGGGAAAGGACUCUAGCAUUCACAUGUGAACUAAUCUGGAAUAUGGAUUUUUCUCAUACAGGGUGAACAGCAGGAGGAGACCUUUUUCUCAAUCGCUAAGCAGGUGUGCCUUCCGUUUCUAAUUGCCGGUUUCGGCAUGGUUGGAGCUGGAAUGCUGCUUGACAUCGUCCAGCAUUGGGAAGCAUUUGUGAACGUCCCCGAACUGUUCAUCAUGGUGCCAGCUUUACUAGGAUUGAAGGGCAAUCUCGAGAUGACUUUGGCCUCCCGGCUUUCCACUCAUGCCAACCUGGGGAACCUGGAUUCAAACAAAGACCGGACGAAGAUAGCUUUGUGUAACCUGGCCCUCGUCCAGUGCCAAGCUAUCGUGGUGGGUACACUUGCAGCCGUGGCAGCCGUGAUAUUGGCCUUGAUCAUAGGUGGACAUGUCAACCUGCAUAAUUCCUUUCUUCUGGCUGCCAGUGCCAUUCUUACAGCAUCUCUUGGCAGCAUGGUUCUUGGCUUGGUGGUGAUCAUGGUGGUGAUCGUGUCCCGAAUUUGCGGUCUCAAUCCCGACAACAUCGCAUCACCGAUCGCUGGUAGUCUGGGGGAUCUGGUGUGUCUUUCACUCCUCUCAGGAUUUGCCACUUUCUUCUACGGAGUAAAGUUUUCGUGGGUGAGCCCAUUGGCUGCCGGGAUUCUCAUUCUGACGAUUCCGUUGUGGGCAUACCUGGCAGCGCAGAAUCCAUGCACGAAAGUUGUUCUUCGUACUGGCUGGUUACCCGUCAUUUCAGCCAUGAGCAUCUCCAGUGGUGGCGGUCUCAUCCUCGAGCUAGCAUUAACACGUUACAGUGGAAUAGCCGUGUUCCAGCCGGUAAUAAAUGGAAUCGGGGGGAACAUGGCAGGCGUUCAAUCCAGCCGCAUGGCCACGUUCUUUCAUCGGCAUUUCGAGCCCGGUCAACUUCCGAUUGAUCUCAAAAAGUGGUGCUUCAAUCCCUUAGGCGUCUAUUUUGGAAACGAUAUUCAUUCGAAGACGGUGCGUGUCCUCCUGGCGCUCCUCCUCCCUGGUCAUUUCCUUUUUGUUCUGGCGAUCGCAUUGAUGAAGUCUGGCCAUACGACCGUCACCCCCACGUUCAUGCUCUUCUACCUCACUGCUGCUUUCCUACAGGUGUCUAUCUUGAUGUACAUCGGUCACGUGAUGUUGCACGCGAUGUGGCGUAAAGGAAUCGAUCCGGACAGUUCAGCCAGCCCGCUUUUGACCGCCCUGGGUGACCUCCUUGGAACAGGAUUCCUUGCUCUUGCUUUCGUCGUCUUAUAUUUUCUUGGACAUCGGGAAAUUGGUGUCGCAGAUUGACUCAGGGAAUUUAUUUCCGUUACCGUCAUCCUAGGCUUAUCCUAAUGUUCACUUCCCAGUUUGCUCAGAAG
Molecule: messenger RNA, 1605 nt
Organism: Darwinula stevensoni
Lineage: Eukaryota; Metazoa; Arthropoda; Ostracoda; Podocopida; Darwinulidae
Source: the annotation of a GenBank genome assembly